CCUGCAUUGAGGUGAUUCACAGAAAGUCUUCUGUUUCUAAUGCAGAGUCUGCUGUGAUGGGGGAGAGAGGGCUGCUCAUCCUUCUGCUUGCAGGGUUUUGUGUGCCCACAUCCAACCAGAUCAUUAAACACGUGUUUGUGAAAACUGUGAAGAGCUGGUCUGAAGCUCAGAGCUACUGUAGUGAGAAUCACACAGAGCUGGCCACUGUGCACAGCCAGGAAGAAGCACAGCAGCUCUUAGAUAUUGCAGGAGCUUCUCUGAGUGAUUCUGCCUGGAUCGGGCUGUAUCGUGAUGACACACAGAACUGGCAGUGGUCUAACAGCGAUGAUGUCAUCUACUCCAACUGGAGGGCAGACCUUUUCUGUGCUUCAGUCAAUUCAGAGGGAAAGUGGAUUGAUUUACCCUGCCACCUUCAGAACGCUUUCAUGUGCUACCAAGAGACCAGCAACAUCACUGAGAGAUACACCCUGAUUGAAGUUCUGAAAACCUGGACUGAAGCUCAGCAGUACUGUAGAGAACACCACACCGACCUCGUCAGUAUAAAGGACGCCAGUGAAAAUGAAGACCUAGUGAAGAAAGCGCAGGGCACGCCCUUCUGGAUAGGCCUGUUCAAUGAGCCCUGGAAGUGGUCACACCAGGGGGAUAGCUACACAUUUCAAACUUGGGCCAGUGGGGACCCAGACAACCGAGGAGGCAAUGAGAACUGUGUGGUGAUGGGUAGGACUGGUGGAUGGUGUGAUACUGCCUGCAACUCUCAGUACCCCUUCUUCUGCUGUGUGGGCGGCUCCUCUGGUCAGUGUUUCUAUGAAGGAACUGAGAAGGCAUGGCUGGAAGCUCAGAGCUACUGCAGAAACCAAGGCAGAGACCUGCCCACCAUACAAGACCAGGUCAGGGUUAAUACGCUGAAAGGUCUUAUACUUACAACUAGCAAGAACCAUUUCUGGAUCGGGCUGUACCAUGACAAAGAUAACUGGCAUUGGUCCAAUGGAGAUGACGUCAUCUACUCUAACUGGGAACCAUACCUCUUCUGUGCUUCAGUCAAUUCUGAUGGAGAGUGGGAGGAUUCAGUCUGCAGUGAGAAGAAAGCUUUCAUCUGCUACAAUGAGACCAGCACCAUCACUGAGAGAUACACCCUCAUUCAAGAACUGAAAACCUGGACUGAAGCUCAGCAGUACUGUAGAGAAAACCACGCCGACCUCGUCAGUAUAAAGAACGCCAGUGAAAAUGAAGACCUAGUGAAGAAAGCGCAGGGCACGCCCUUCUGGAUAGGCCUGUUCAAUGAGCCCUGGAAGUGGUCACACCAGGGGGAUAGCUUCACAUUUCACUACUGGAACACUGGGCAACCAGACAAUGCGGGAGGCAAUCAGAAAUGUGUGAGGAUGUACAAGAGUGGCACAUGGGAUGACAAAGACUGCAACUCUCAGUACCCCUUCUUCUGCUAUGAUGAUGCAACCCCCUCAGACCCUCCUUCAACACGGCUCUCUGAAGAUCUAACCCCCUCAGACCCUCCUUCAACACGGCUCUCUGAAGAUGGAGGAGAACAAUCCCAGCAGCUUUCCACGAUGGACGGCACCUCUCCUCGAGCCAGCUCCCCUUCACACUCCAGCUCCUGGCUCCCUGGCACUUCACCUGCAGGAACAGGUGGGCACCGUGCCAUAGGAAUGGUCUGGCCGGAGGCUUGGCGGUACUGCAAGGAUCACUACACUGACCUAGUGAACCUCACAAGCCUGGCUGCACAGAACAGAGUGUCGGAGCUCGUCAGGAACAGCACUGCGUCGCAAUUCUGGAUCGGCCUGCACAGAAGCAUUGUGUAUGAUAACUGGUACUGGGUGGCUGGUGAGGAUAACAAGGGGCCUGUAAACUACACUAACUGGGCCCCUGGGGAGCCCAACAAUCCUUACUAUGAGCACUGUGGGGAGAUGGUGCUGAAGGAGGAUGGGGGGGCUGAGUGGAAUGAUCUGUGCUGUUAUGAAAAGCUCCCCUUUAUCUGUUUCAAAGAUUAA
Molecule: messenger RNA, 2003 nt
Organism: Acipenser ruthenus (sterlet)
Lineage: Eukaryota; Metazoa; Chordata; Actinopteri; Acipenseriformes; Acipenseridae
Product: macrophage mannose receptor 1-like
Exons: 8
Coding region: 57-2003 (648 amino acids)
Source: RefSeq, a predicted model, not a curated record